Messenger RNA from Anopheles stephensi (Asian malaria mosquito), 1713 nucleotides. RefSeq names its product phosducin-like protein. The coding region runs from base 314 to 1198 and encodes 294 amino acids. NCBI's taxonomy places the organism in Eukaryota, Metazoa, Arthropoda, Insecta, Diptera, Culicidae. Gene Ontology annotation, biological process: regulation of G protein-coupled receptor signaling pathway. The transcript is spliced from 2 exons. The record is from RefSeq and is a predicted model, not a curated record.
UUGCUGCCCCCUUGCAUAUAACAACCUUGUGCCUAAAAUCGUUCUGUAUUUUGUUUGUUUGUUUAAUUGCUUGAACCCAAGCUUUGUUGGGGCUUCUCCGCAUAAGUGUACAUCGCAUUUUGUAUUUUAUAUUGAAUGAAACAGUCUCCGCAGUAAACCAUCAACCAGUUUUACGUGUGUUAAUUCCAUGGCCAAACGGAGCAAGUGACCAGAAACACAACUCGCACUCUAGCAAAAGCGUCAUUCAUUGCAGCUCACGACACGACGCUUCAUCAAGGCAAGACACACCUAAUCACGAACGGUGACUACAAGCAUGGCCACGUUAGACGAUAAACUACUGGGGGAGAAGCUGGAAAACUAUUGCAGCAGCAGCGAAGAUGAAGCAGCCGACGAUGAUUGCGAUUCGAGCGAAGCAUCUGGUACGGGAAAGUCCGCCGGCAAGCAGGGCUCAUCGUCAUCCAAGUCCCAGUUUCGUAGCGUGGCCGACAUGGAGCAACCCACACUGACGCAGAACAAAACGCACUGGACAGGAACGACGGGCAAUACGGGCCCGAAGGGAGUGAUACAGGACUGGCAGCGGUUCAAGCAGCUGGAAGCGGAACGACGCGAACAGGACGAGGCGGAAAAGCUGCGCUUGCUCAAGAAGCUCAGCAUUACGGCACGCACCAAGGAGGAGGACAAAGCGGCCGAAACGAUGAGCGAGCUGGACGCCGAGUUUCAGGAGCUGAUGGAUGAAGAUUUUCUGCUGGAAUACCAGCGCAAACGUAUGGCCGAAAUGCUUGCCUUGAUGGACAAAAAGGGUUGCUACGGGGAGCUGAUCCAUCUGAAGGAUGGGGGCGAUUUUUUGCAAGCCGUCGACAAGGAAGAUAAAAACACGACCGUUGUGAUACAUAUCUACCGUGAAAAGUAUGGCCCGUGCGUGAAGAUGAACGAGGCGCUCACCACACUGGCGAAAGAGUACACGAACGUAAAGUUUUGCAAAUUUGUCAGCAGUGAUGCUGGCCUCAGCAACAUGUUUAAAGCUUCCGGCGUACCGGCACUGCUGAUCUACAAGGGUGGCCAAAUGAUCGGGAACUUUGUGAAACUGGUCGAUGAUCUGAGCGACGAGUUUGAUUUUAGCGAUGUCGAGAGCUUCCUGGUGGAGAACGGCAUCAUCAACGACAAGUCCUGCAAACCGACCAUCGUUGAGCAGAAAUAGGAACCGAGAGAGAAAAAGAGAUCUCAUUUUACUUAUGCAAGGGACGGCACGUACGCUGCUUUGCGAGGACAACUUAUAAAUAUUUUUUUUAUUAAAAAACAAGGCAAAUAGUUAUUUUAUGCCGCGCAUACAUACAUUAAAAUCAUUACUUGCUGACGCGCAUUAUCUUAAUCAUUAUUAAUGGAUAAAAUAGCUUUUAGUGCGUUGUGGUUUUCUUUUUCGCCCGUUUAAUUUCUAUUCUAAACGAUUGAAGCAAUGCAAGCCUGUCGCUGUUUAGUAUUUUGGAAUAAGGCACGAACCAAGUGUUUGAUUUCUUCCGCGCUAAAGCACAUCGUCAGCGGACCCUUUCCUUCGGCCCACAGUUCCGUGAUUUCUACCAGUGAGCCGCACAGUAUCUGCCGCAGCUGUAACAAUUUCGUCCACUGUUUGACGAGCUGGUGAAUCUCGCUUUGUUCCUGCAACAUGCAUUCAACAAUAAAAAGAGAAUAAUGAAAAAACUGCCAACAACAGCAUUA